AUGUCAGGUCGUGGAAAGCAGGGUGGCAAGGCUCGCGCUAAGGCCAAGACCAGAUCAUCUCGCGCCGGGCUGCAGUUUCCCGUGGGCCGUGUGCACCGUCUGCUCCGCAAAGGUAACUACUCGGAGCGGGUUGGGGCUGGCGCUCCCGUGUACCUGGCAGCAGUGCUGGAAUACCUGACGGCCGAGAUUCUGGAGCUGGCGGGCAACGCUGCCCGAGACAACAAGAAGACUCGCAUCAUCCCGCGCCACUUACAGCUGGCCAUUCGCAAUGACGAGGAGCUCAACAAACUGCUGGGCCGCGUUACCAUUGCGCAGGGCGGCGUCCUGCCCAACAUCCAGGCUGUGCUACUGCCUAAGAAGACCGAGAGCCACCACAAAGCCAAGGGCAAGUAA
Molecule: messenger RNA, 393 nt
Organism: Chrysochloris asiatica (Cape golden mole)
Lineage: Eukaryota; Metazoa; Chordata; Mammalia; Afrosoricida; Chrysochloridae
Product: histone H2A type 1-like
Exons: 1
Coding region: 1-393 (130 amino acids)
Cellular component (GO): nucleosome
Molecular function (GO): structural constituent of chromatin; DNA binding; protein heterodimerization activity
Source: RefSeq, a predicted model, not a curated record